AUGAAGUUCUCCUCCCACUUCCUCGCUGCUUCGAACCUCCUCCUCCUCCUCCUCCUCCUCACCUCCUCCACAUUCGCUAUUCCCACCGCUCAGCCAAACGCAGGAAACCUCAAGCGUAUUGCGGACUCGGACAUCAAACCUCGCGACGGCAGCGAACCCCUGAAAUGGGACGGGAAAUACUUCCACGAACCCGGUGGGGGCAAUGAGCUCGGCCACUACGACAUCCGCUACUUCACUGGCAACCCCGUUACCUACGAGGAGCGUGGACAGACGCUCUACCACCUCGUCCGCUCGUAUCUGACCGUCUUCCGGGACCGCAACAUCGAGACGUGGAUUGCCCACGGCACUCUGCUGGGUUGGUGGUGGAACGGCAAGAUCAUGCCCUGGGACUGGGACCUCGACACGCAGGUCUCGGGGUCGACGCUGGCCUGGCUGGGCGCGAACAUGAACAUGACGUUGCAUAACUACACCGUGUCCGCCGCGGACGGGACCGAGGUCUUCCGCGAGUACCUGCUCGAUGUGAACCCCUUCUCAGCGGUGCGAGUCCGAGGGGACGGUCAGAAUGUCAUCGAUGCGCGCUGGAUCGAUGUCCAGAGCGGGCUGUUCGUCGAUAUCACGGGGCUCAGCGAGACGGAUCCGAGUGCGCGGCCGGGCAUCUGGAGCUGCAAGAACUACCAUAGGUAUCGCACGAGGGACAUCUACCCGUUACGGGAGACGGAGUUUGAGGGCGUGCCGGCCUUGGUGCCGUACUCUUUUGAUCGCAUCUUGACGGAGGAAUACUCGGCGAGGGCCUUGACGAAGACGAAGCACGAGGGGCAUAUCUGGGUCCCUGAGCAAAGAGAAUGGAUCAAGCAGGAGUAUCUUGCCCAACACACCAACAGCCGCGGCCGCUCCACCCCUCACAUCCCGCGCGGCCUUCAAGCUGAAGAUAAGCCGAGGGCUGGCCUGGGAAACCUUUUGCGGGUACUGUAG
Molecule: messenger RNA, 972 nt
Organism: Drepanopeziza brunnea f. sp. 'multigermtubi' MB_m1
Lineage: Eukaryota; Fungi; Ascomycota; Leotiomycetes; Helotiales; Drepanopezizaceae
Source: RefSeq, a predicted model, not a curated record